UUAAUAGCUUUGUCAUGUGAUGGAAAGCAGUUGUAAGACAGGUGCCCUCAGUUCAUUCUCAGCAAGGGGCAGUUGUCUGUGAGAGCGAGUGGAGCGCGAGUGGAUUUCUUUUUGCCCGAUUUCUUUUUUUGUUUUGCGGACCGUCAUUCAGUGCCUGGAUGGCGUGGGACAGGUGUAACCAGGACUCGGUGUGGAGAGAAUUAGAGUGUGCUGCCUUAGUGGGUGAGGACCAGCCCCUCUGUCCAGACCUGCCAGAGCUGGACCUAUCAGAGCUGGAUGUCAGCGACCUGGAUGCAGACAGCUUCCUGGGUGGGCUCAAGUGGUACAGUGACCAAUCAGAGAUCAUCUCCAGUCAGUAUGGCAACGAAGCUUCGAAUCUGUUUGAGAAGAUAGAUGAGGAAAAUGAGGCCAACUUGCUGGCGGUGCUCACAGAAACCCUGGACAGCAUCCCUGUGGAUGAAGACGGCCUGCCUUCCUUCGAGGCCCUGGCAGAUGGGGACGUGACCAAUGCCAGCGACCAGAGCUGCCCCUCCACCCCUGACGGCUCGCCACGCACCCCCGAACCGGAGGAACCCUCUCUGCUGAAGAAGCUCCUUCUGGCGCCUGCAAACUCGCAGCUCAGCUAUAAUCAAUACACAGGUGGCAAGGCACAAAACCAUGCAGCCGGCAGCAACCACAGGAUCAGACCAACACCUGCUGUUGUCAAGUCGGAGAACCCGUGGAGCAGUAAAUCGAGGGGGGUCUGUCCGCUGCAGAACCGGCCAGUGAGGCGCCCCUGCACCGAGCUCCUCAAGUACCUGACCGCCACCGACGACAUCCUGCUCCAGACCAAAGCCAGCGAAGCCAAGAGCGCCUGGGGGGGCGGGGGCAAGGAGAAGAACGGCCUGGGCGCCUCCUCCUCCUCCUCCUCCUCGCCCUCCGCCUCCUCCACCUCCUCCUUCUCCUCCCUCUCCUCCUCCUCCUCCUCCUCCACGUCCGCCUCCAAGAAGAAGCAGUCGUCUCCUUCGCCGUCGCCGUCGGCGACCCUCCUGGCCCAGCAACAGCAGCAGCAGCAGCAGCAGCCUCUGCCCCAGCGAGCCAAACCAACCACCUUGCCACUUCCUUUGACCCCAGAGUCUCCAAAUGACCACAAGGGAUCACCGUUUGAGAACAAAACCAUUGAACGCACAUUGAGUGUGGAGAUCUCUGGAACCCCAGGUCUGACACCACCUACCACGCCCCCCCACAAAGCCAGUCAAGAGAUCCCUUUCAAAGCAUCACUCAAAACCAAGUUGUCUUCAUGCUCCUCGUCCGUCCUGGCGUUCAAGAGGGCCAGGCUGAGUGAGACGGACCCCUUCUGCCCCCCGGCCCCAGGCGGGGUCCCCACCUCCAGGAAGGGCCCUGAGCAGACUGAGCUGUACGCCCACCUGAGCAAAGCCUGGGCCGCCCCCCUCCCCGCCACGCCCGCCCCGCCGGGGGCCCCCGACUUCCACCGCGACCACAAGCGCGCCCCGGGCCGCGGCUACGGAGACCACGACUAUUGCCAGGCGUCAGCGGGCGGCAAGCGGGACGGCGCUGCCAAAGAUGCCCCCGCCUCCGUCGCCGCGACGGCAGCCGCGGCCGGCCGGACGACGCCGUCCGCCCCCGCGGGCCCCGCCCCCGCCGUCGGGGCGGCGGAGGGCCGGCGUGUGGAAUGUAAGGACUCAGCCAUGCCGCCCUCUUCCUCUUCACCUCCUUCUUCCUCAUCGCCAUCACCAUCGUCAUCCUCGUCUUUGGCCAAGCAGCUGCAGAAGAGCCCCGUCUCUGCUCAGGGGCGGGGGCCGGAGCAGACCCCCGCCCAGGCCCCACGGGCCCCAACCCGGCCCCCCAGGGGGGACCCGCACCCGCCCGGCAGCGUCAGGAAGCCCCUGCGCGACCAGGAGAUCCGGGCGGAACUCAACAAGCACUUUGGCCACCCCCAGAAGGCCAUCCUCAGCCAGGGUGGGGAGGGUGUGGAGGCGGGGGCACCGGGGGUGCGAGGCGGGGGCACCGCCGCCCCCCAGGAGAGUCCGGCUGGCGAGGAGGACCCCCCUAAGCUGGGCCUCUCAGGGGAGCUCCACCCGGGCUUCCCGGCCUUCCAGGACGAGCUGGAUCUGGGGGGGCGCGAGGGGCGCCUCCUGUACCCCUGGGAGGGCACCCCUCUGGACCUGCUCCUCCACGACUCUCCGUCCUGCUCCCCCUACAGCUGCUCGCCCUCCGUCUCCCCGCCCUCCUCCCUCCUCCUCUCCCCCGGCCGGACCUCGUCCCGCUGGCCCCCGGGCCCCGAGGACUCCCGCUCCAGGUCCCGCUCGCACAGUUCCUCCUCCCGCCACCGGCGGCGCUCUCUCUCCAGCUCGCCCGAUGGACGCCCCUCUUCCUGGUCAAGCCACAGCACAGACUCCAGCACUUACCGCUCCAGGAACCACCGAAGCCCCCAUUCUGGCUCCCGCUCCAGGUCUCCUCUGGGACGCAGACCCAGGUACGACAGCUACGAGGACUACCAGCACGAGCGCCUGCAGAGGGAGGAGCACCGGCGGGCCUACGAGAAGCGGGAGUUUGAGAGGGCGGAGCAGAGAGAGAGGCAGCGGCAGAAAGCUAUAGAGGAGAGGAGGGUGGUGUACGUGGGCAGGCUCCGGGCCGACAGCACCCGGGCAGAACUGAAGCGGCGCUUUGAAGUCUUCGGAGAGAUCGAGGAGUGCGCCGUCAACCUGAGAGAUGACGGGGACAAUUUUGGCUUCAUCACCUACCGCUACACCUGUGACGCCUUCGCCGCCCUUGAGAACGGACACACCCUGCGCAGGUCCAACGAGCCGCAGUUCGAGCUGUGCUUCGGCGGACAAAAGCAGUUCUGCAAAUCAAAUUACACAGACUUGGACUCCCAUUCGGAUGACUUUGAUCCAGCCUCCACUAAAAGCAAGUAUGACUCCAUGGAUUUUGACAGCUUGUUGAGGGAGGCCCAGCGCAGCCUGAGAAGGUAACAGUUGCCGUGGCACCUGCAGCCAACCGAGAGGGAAGGCUGAUACCUCACUGAUGUUUCUGUCCUUUAACUAGGAGACUACCACAAGUUUUACACUCAAUAUAAGAGAGUAUUUAAAGAUGAAUAUAUAUAGACUCCAAAUAUAUACAUAUAUAUAUAUAUAUAUGAAUAUAUAUAUAUAUAAAAGAAUAUAUUAAAACAAAGUUUACAUGAACAUAGCUGCUGAAGAGCUGGGAAAAAGACAUUAAGAGAGCCAGUGAUCCCUCAGAGCUCUGCACAGAUGUGUGUGCUGUGCUGCUGUACAACUGUCAGUCAAAGAUAUAAACAUUUGUGAGAAAUUUCAAGCACUACAACACCCACAAUGCUUUGAGUGGUGACAACGUGCAGCUUGUUCAGUCUGUUUCCUUUUCUUUGUUGUUGACUUUUUUUUUUUGCUUUUAGUCUGGUGUUUGGAUGUGGUGUUACAUUUUCAACAGGAGUUUAACGAAAGGUACAUUAGAGGCUUGAGGUAACAUUGCUGUCUACAUUUUGUGAGAAAAAUGUAACCCUGUAUUUACAGAUACUAUUAAAAGGAAUAUUUUUAUUUUGUGUACAUAUCAAACAAAGUUCUUUAUUUGUUACAGCUAUGCACUGUAAAACGCAGCCUUUUUUAAAUUAUGAAGAUUUUUUCUUAAUUCAGAAUGUGGAUCUGUAGGUAUUACAAUGAUGUUAAACAUAUUGGAUGCCUACAUGACGUUUAGACGAGAUGACAUGAUUGUAAAAAUGUGUCGAUGAAGGAUUGCUCAUUUUGAGGGAGCAUGUGAACGAAUUUCAUUUUUUAAGAGUUAUUUUGUUGCGGGGAAAAAAUUUACCAUGUAUAGUUUUAUCUGUUUAUAAAGUUUCUCAAUCAGUGUUUUCCCUACACAACCAGUGUAAAAUGCAUUUUUACUGUGUUUUUUCAUGAUUGUAAAAACAAACCCAUUUUUUUAAUUCAUUAUUUCUGACAACAAUCAAUAUUUAUCCAGUCAUUUUGAUUUCAAUGCUUUUAUGGUUCUUGUUUUGAUCAUUUCAGCUUCAGCAAAGACACGAUUACUAUGUUUAAUCUGUUCGAUCAGGAUAAACAAUAUACAUAUUUAUCUAUUUAUUUUAAUAUUUGAAUCAAAAUAUUUAUGCUCUCCAUCUUACAUGGCGUACCUCAACAAAUCCUUUCUAUUUAUAUAGUUUUUUUGAUUUUGUUAUUUAACUUACAAUCAGUGGGUACGGUGUACAAUAAUACAGGUUGUGUGGGGAUAUUACUUUCUAUGCCUUUCAAAAACAAUCACUAAAUUCAACUAAUCACUCAGACUCAGUUCAGAGAUGCUGUUCACUGUUCAAGUGGUUUCUUUGCAGUGGUUUGCAGCUAUGGAAACAAAAUGUCUACCACAUGCUUUUUCUUUACACAGUAGGACAUGAAGCAAUAAACUGAUUUUGUAGGUAUUUUGUUGUACCACUGUAAAACACCUGUGUCGUAGCUCCACACACGCUUGAUUAUGUGAAUGCCAAACAAAGUUUACAAUUUCCUUUCUAAUUUUUUAAAUCUUGUAUUUGAUGUACAAAAUAUAUAAACAUGAUGAUAAUAAUAUUGACAUUAUUCACAAUAAUUACAAAAAGGAUUAAUAAUAAUACAAAUGAAAGAAAAAGUAUAUAAAAAAGCAAUAAAUUAUUUUUCAGAGUUGUAUUUGAGCUCUUAUUGUUGUGUGGUUUAGGACCUAGCUGUUACCCAGCGGCUGGCCAGACAUACACGGCUCAUUCCAGAACAAACCCCCCCCUCAGAACCCACACGGACAUGGUUUACCUUCCAUAUUUGAAUCUGGUGUGUUUGUUUCACCUUGAGACAUCUUUGUAAUUGUAACUACUUGGCUACUCAGCGUGAAAAUGGUACAAGUUCACCUAGACAAGCAUCCAAAGCACUAAACCCUUGUUGUGCAGUGGACGCAUGGCUCUUCAAAGUAGGAGCGUCUAUGCAGGGUUAUCUGGCAGGACUUGAAUGACAUCGUAUAAGCCUAGAGGAACCACUCAAUAUCGCAUGCUGCACCACUUUCCAUUAGCUCCUGCCUCGCAGUCCAGAUAUCACAGCACCUUCAACGUGACAUUAAAGGUAACCUUGUGGUUUCUGGUUCAAUUAAUAUCCCGUUUAUAGCGGGAGCCAAGUAAUAAGAGAACCAGCCGCCAUCAGAGGUGGUAGAAACCUUUUGUAUUGAAGCUUUGUUGAUCACAGGCUACCUUUUAUGGAGUGUGACUGUGGAGAUGAAACUGCUCAUUUCUGUGAUGCAGAGAGGCAGGACUCGGUGGGGGGAAAUGGCUCUACCUGUAUCUCUCCAUCUUUACACUUCUCUCUGGCUCUUCAGCUUCUGGGUAACGGUGUUGUGUCCCAUUUGAUAGAUGUGGCUUUAAUCAUUGUGGUAAAUAUUAAAAAAAAAAUCUGCUUUGUAAAUCGCCUAGAUUAGCAAUAUAUUAUAACACCUUGAAAUUUCAAAUGUGGCAAGACUUUUUAAUAAUGUGAACUACGGAGGGAUUUGCCACUGCUUAAACGUUUGUUGGGUGAUCAUGUUUCUUUUGGAAGGACUAUGUGUGUGUGAAAGUGUGUGUGUGUCAGUGUGUGUGGGGGUUUUUAGGCAGGUGUGUGUGUGCGUGUGAGAGUGUGUGUGUGUGUUGGGGGGGGGGGGUUGCUUUGGGUUGUUACCUGUUUGUGUCCUAUCCAGGUUGCCUUCUGCCAAGUCCUUACCAAUGCCUUUGUGGUUUUACCUAUUGUAUGACUUUCUUGUGGAUUUUAUUUUUUAUGUGCAAUUCUCAUCAGCCUCACCAUGCCAAUAAAGGGAAAUGUGUUUGAAAGAAA
Hypomesus transpacificus is the source of this 5828-nucleotide messenger RNA. It is a transcript of the gene ppargc1a, whose product is annotated as peroxisome proliferator-activated receptor gamma, coactivator 1 alpha. Gene Ontology annotation, cellular component: nucleus. Lineage: Eukaryota; Metazoa; Chordata; Actinopteri; Osmeriformes; Osmeridae. Gene Ontology annotation, molecular function: transcription factor binding; RNA binding. The record is from RefSeq and is a predicted model, not a curated record. Gene Ontology annotation, biological process: positive regulation of transcription by RNA polymerase II.